GGCGUCAACUUCUCGGGCCGGGUUUCAUUACUCGUACGUAUAGGGCGUGUUUGGUUGUCCGGACCACACCUGGCUUGCACCUAGCCAGUAGAUUUGCGAUUGUUUGGUUGCAUGGGCUUGUCUCAUAGCAAGAUCCGGUGGAUGAAAAAGGCCCGCGGAGCCAGGCUGAGCGGAAACGCUAGAAUCGACCUUCGCUUGCACCCGCGCGUGCAGAACCCAUGGAUGGGGUCACCACCAUCCCUCCUCUCCUCCUCCUCAUUUGUUCCAAACCAGUGGAAAGCUAGGGUUCCGCCGACUCGCGACUGGAGGGCGCUGCUCGUCGCGCCGUCCUCGCCGGCGGGAGGGCCGGUCGUCCGUCAGCAUCCUCUCUUCCGUUGGUCAUCCUCCCUCUCUUUCGCUCGCCGCCAUCGCUUUCUUCCACUGGUUCACUCUCUCCGUCAAGCCGUUUGGUCUCUGCUACGCCCCUCUCUUUCGUCGACUCUCUCCGUUGAGCUCUCUGGAAAAUGUGAUAAUGGAAAAACUUGUGAGAUCAAGUGUAGAUAUACUAAGGUUGAUGAGUUUGAAGCAAUCUGUACAAAAGCUUGCAAGCAGAACAUAGCUGAAACAGAUGGUUUAGUUUUGUAUGCGGUUACUAAUUUGUUUAUCAAAUUGGUUACUUGUAAAAAACUUGCCAUGAGCACGUAUAUUUGUAUGUUUGUUUUGAAUUGUCAAAUGUACCAGUGUCGUCAAUAAAAUUAUGUACAUGAUUUUUGCUAGAAUAAUCA
Messenger RNA from Oryza sativa Japonica Group (Japanese rice), 764 nucleotides. The record is from RefSeq and is a predicted model, not a curated record. NCBI's taxonomy places the organism in Eukaryota, Viridiplantae, Streptophyta, Magnoliopsida, Poales, Poaceae.